This is a messenger RNA of Epinephelus fuscoguttatus (brown-marbled grouper), 8306 nucleotides long. RefSeq names its product glutamate receptor ionotropic, kainate 5-like. The record is from RefSeq and is a predicted model, not a curated record. Gene Ontology annotation, cellular component: plasma membrane; kainate selective glutamate receptor complex; presynaptic membrane. Lineage: Eukaryota; Metazoa; Chordata; Actinopteri; Perciformes; Serranidae. Gene Ontology annotation, molecular function: kainate selective glutamate receptor activity; transmitter-gated monoatomic ion channel activity involved in regulation of postsynaptic membrane potential. Gene Ontology annotation, biological process: modulation of chemical synaptic transmission; monoatomic ion transport; synaptic transmission, glutamatergic. The transcript has 20 exons. Bases 1017 to 4424 code for a protein of 1135 amino acids.
CAACUAGUUGUGAGUCAGCAGGUAGAGUUGACUGUAGGAGCCCCGAGUCUUGACCAUCCAGGACUCAUUGUCAUUCCUUGCACUGUGCGGGUGAGCGAGGGAGGGAAGCAUAGAGAGAGAGAGGAGAGACUUUUGGCUGGUCGCCACGAUCAGGGCCAAUUAGGAGAAUUUGAUUUUAUGCCUUGAUCUUGGCAGUCAGGUGGAAAAGCAGACAGAGGGAGAAAGAGGAGACCGAGCAGGUGCCACCGAUACACACCAUUAUCUCAGUCCGUCUGUAAUUGAGUCUGUCUCUGCCCCCAUCCUGUGUUUGCUUCGUCUCGUCCACAAACCAGAUCUGUCUUCUUGGAGAGGCCUGUCGAAACAGGCGAGGCUUCUUGAGAGAGAAAUAGGGGAGAGGAAGACGAGAAGAAAAAGCCCUUUUUCUGCCUCAAAUGUUAAUUUUUCACGUUCUUCUUUAGCGACAAGAAUCCCUUUCCCCUCCGUCCAGGCUGGACAGAUUUACUCAGUCUGAAGGACAUUUUUUCCCCCUUCAGUUUGCCCAAGUCUCAUUCCUCUUUCCAUAUUUGUCUUCUUCUUCCCAAUGUGGACAUGUCCUAUCUAGAAGUUUUCCUGCAGCCUCCACGAUCUCCAUAUCAAGUGUGAGAUAAAAAGGGACUGAUAGACAAAGAAAUAAAAAGGAGAAAGACAGCAAGGGACCAAAUCUGGAGAGGACGCAGCAGAGACUUUAUUUCCUCAGUCCCAGACGCCCAGAGGCUCCCGCCAACAGUCCCUAAAGCUUCAGUUUCCCUUUUUAAAAUUCGUCUUUUCCCCAGAGUUGUUUGCUCUCCUCCUUGUGGAUCGUAUACUGUGCACCGCCAUCCGUCAGUCCCUCCAUCCAUCUAUCCUGGACCCUGCUGAGACUAAACUGGCUUCCGUUAUCAGAGGGAAUCUUUUGAUAUCAGCUCCUGGUGUCGUCAUCUUCAUUCUGUGGCGGUACAGGCAGCCAGCAGACCAUUCUCCAUGAGGAGCAGUGGAAGAUGCCGGCUCUGCCAGCACUGCUGCUGUCGAUUUACAUCACUGUCCUGCUGCUGACCACGGCACCGCUCUCCUUCAGCCAGGCCAACACACUCUCUGCCGUCCGGAUGGCGGCCAUUUUGGAUGAUCAGUCAGCAUGUGGUCGUGGUGAGCGUCUGGCGCUGGCUCUGGCGAGGGAGAACAUCAACGGUCUGAUGGAGGGCUCCUCCCAGGCGAGGGUGGAGGUGGAUGUCUACGAGCUGCAGAAGGACUCCCAGUAUGACACCACUGACACCAUGUGUCAGAUCCUGCCAAAAGGUGUGGUCUCUGUGAUUGGGCCCGCCUCCAGCCCCGCCUCCGGGUCUACCAUCAGUCACAUCUGUGGGGAGAAAGAGAUUCCUCACGUGAAGAUCGGUCCAGAGGAAACUCCGAAGCUCCCCUACCUUCGCUUUGCCUCAGUGACUCUUUACCCGAGUAAUGAGGACCUGAGCCUGGCCAUUGGAUCCAUCCUGCGCUCCUUUGGCUACCCGACAACCAGCCUCGUCUGUGCCAAAGCAGAGUGCCUGCUGCGAUUGGAGGAGCUGGUCCACCGCUUCCUCAUCUCCAGGGAGACACUGUCGGUGCGAAUGCUGGACGACAGCCUGGACCCCACCCCCUUGCUGAAGGAGAUCCGUGACGACAAAGUGGCCACCAUCAUCAUCGAUGCAAACGCCUCCAUCUCUUAUCACAUCCUUAGGAAGGCAAAUGAGUUGGGGAUGACGUCAGCCUUCUACAAGUACAUCCUCACCACCAUGGACUUCCCUCUGCUGCGGCUGGAUGAUGUGGUGGGCGAUCAGUCCAACAUUCUGGGCUUCUCAAUGCUGAACAGCAGUCAUCCCUUCUACCUGGAGUUCAUCCGGAGCCUCAAUUUGUCCUGGAGGGAAGGCUGCGAUAUCAGCCCAUACCCAGGACCAGCGCUGUCGUCGGCGCUAAUGUUUGAUGCAGUUCACGUGGUGGUGAGCGCUGUGCGGGAGCUGAACCGCAGUCAGGAGAUUGGAGUGAAGCCGCUAAGCUGCACGUCUCCGCUUAUCUGGCAGCAUGGAACCAGUCUCAUGAACUACCUACGCAUGGUGGAGUAUGAUGGCCUGACGGGUCACAUUGAGUUCAACAGUAAAGGCCAGAGGACCAAUUACACCCUGAAGAUCCUGGAGAAACACCCCGUGGGCCAUAAAGAGAUUGGUAUCUGGUACUCCAACAACACGUUGGCCAUGAACUCCACUUCCCUCGACCUCAACGCAUCAGAGACGCUGGCUAACAAGACACUAAUCGUCACCACAAUACUGGAAAACCCAUACGUGAUGCGGAAGGCCAACUACCAAGACUUACAGGGUAACGACCAGUAUGAAGGUUUCUGUGUGGACAUGCUGCGGGAGCUGUCAGACAUCUUGAAGUUUUCCUUUAAGAUCAAGCUGGUGGACGAUGGGCUGUACGGAGCCCCGGAGCCCAACGGCAGCUGGACCGGCAUGGUGGGAGAAUUGAUCAAUCGGAAAGCAGACCUGGCAGUGGCCGGCUUCACUAUCACCUCAGAGAGAGAGAAGGUGAUCGAUUUCUCCAAACCCUUCAUGACUCUGGGGAUCAGCAUCCUCUACAGGGUUCAUCUGGGCCGUAAACCAGGUUACUUCUCUUUCCUGGAUCCGUUCUCUCCGGCUGUCUGGCUCUUCAUGCUGUUGGCUUACCUCGCCGUCAGCUGUGUCCUCUUCCUCGCCGCCAGGCUCAGCCCUUACGAGUGGUACAACCCCCACCCAUGCCUGCGGGAGCGGCGGGAUAUCCUGGAGAACCAGUAUACGCUGGGAAACAGUCUGUGGUUCCCAGUGGGUGGCUUCAUGCAGCAGGGCUCAGAGAUCAUGCCCCGGGCUCUGUCCACACGCUGUGUCAGCGGAGUCUGGUGGGCAUUCACCCUCAUCAUCAUCUCGUCUUACACGGCCAACCUGGCGGCAUUCCUGACCGUCCAGAGGAUGGAGGUUCCCAUUGAGUCUCCAGAUGAUCUGGCUGACCAAACCAACAUCCAGUACGGCACUAUCCACGGAGGAUCUACCAUGACCUUCUUCAUGAACUCACGGUACCAGACGUACAUGCGGAUGUGGAACUACAUGUACUCCAAGCAGCCCAGUGUAUUUGUGAAGAGCACCGAGGAAGGCAUCGCCCGCGUCCUCAACUCCAAGUACGCCUUCCUGAUGGAGAGCACCAUGAACGAGUACUACCGCAGUCUCAACUGCAACCUCACACAGAUCGGAGGACUGCUGGACACCAAAGGAUACGGCAUUGGCAUGCCUUUGGGCUCUCCGUACAGAGAUGAGAUCACUCUGGGGAUCUUACAGCUGCAGGAGAGCAACAGGCUGGAGAUCCUGAAGAGACGCUGGUGGGAAGGAGGACAGUGUCCCAAAGAGGAAGACCACCGAGCCAAAGGUCUCGGCAUGGAGAACAUUGGAGGGAUAUUCGUGGUCCUGAUCUGCGGCCUCAUCAUUGCCGUCUUCGUGGCCAUCAUGGAGUUUGUGUGGGCGACGCGCCGCACCGCCGAGACGGACGAGGUAAACCUUCAUCAUCAUCCUCCUCCUCCUCCUCUUCCUCUCUCGUCCUCCUCCUCCUGCCCUGCCCCCGGCCUCAACCUCAGCUCAAACACCUCAGUCUCUGUUUGUCAGGAAAUGCUAACAGAGUUUCGGAACGCUGUCUCCUGUAAGAAGAGUUCUCGCUCUCGACGCCGCAGGCCACUGAGCAGCGCUGGUGGCGGGGUCCUGCGUCACCCGUCCCGGCUGGCUCUGGCUGCACCACGCCCCAUCCGCCUGGUCCGUGAGAUGCGCCUCAGCAACGGCAAACUAUACAGUGGUACCGGCUCGCUGACAGGUGGGCUGGGGGGAGGUCUGGGAGGAGGUCCUGAUUUGGGCCCAGGGCCACAGAGGCUCUUGGAGGACCCACUAGGCGCUAACGCUACCACCAGCACGCCUCCUCCCCCUCCUCCAGCAUCGGCACUGGUGGCUCCUCCCGCCCCACUGCGCAGCUUCCUGCAGGGCUGCAGCCACGUGCGCAUCUGCCAGGAGUGCCGGCGGAUCCAGAGCCUGAGGCCAGCCACGCUCACACCUCCCCCACCUCCCCCUCCUUCAUCAUCCUCCUCCGCCUCCUCCUGCUCCCGGAUCCCUCCUUCUGGGAUGACUUCGGGUCACCACCUCCGCCACAACCCCCACCACCACCUCCACUACCACCACGGCUCCAUGUCGCUGCCCCGCCUCCCGCCGCCACCUCCUCCGAUCCCAGCAGACAGAGCCGACAGCGAUGGAGGUGGGGGGACAGGGAGCCCACGACGGGCAAGUACCAAACCGCCGCCACCACCUCGGCCACUGCCUCCACCCAAGACGCCAACACGCCCACCAUCAGACUUAUUGUCAGGGCACAACUGAGCAGAGACACACUGUGUAGGCCGUCAUCAGAUGGGUCAAAGAUCGUGGUUUUAAGCCCUCAGUGAAUUUUACUUUUUGGCCCCAAAGAUGCAGCUGAAACAGUCCAAACUGGCCUAUCAGCAGGGGUGGAUGGAAGAAACCAUUUGGACCCAUUUGCAGGGUUAUUCAUAACCACAGCGCCACUUUGGCUCAGUUGAUGAUACCUUAAACCUUUCCACAGGGUUGGACAGAUUAAACCACUUUGACCUGAGUGCAGGGAGGAUAAAAUCAAAUGUUAUAUUUCAGAUUAAACCAGCUGAGGUGUUUGGAUCGCAGGGCUGCAGAGGACGGACAAACAGGAAGUGGCUGCCAAAUGGACACCAUCCUGGGGGCUUAUUUGUUGUGCCCACAUUCAGUCCCUCACCUCUUGCCUCGGCCAAUCAUCACGCUCCGUGCCAAGUGAGGAGGACCCUUUCUCUUAAUGUUUGAAUACUGAAGCAGGUGUUUGUAUAGAGGGAGAUCUAAACACACACACACAUACACACACACAGUAGCAGAGCAGCUGUACAGUUAUCAUGGUCAUAUGUCAAUCAUUUGGACGUCUCUGGAGGAUGUAGCUGUUGCUGUAUGUGCAGACGUCUGAAAAACUGACCAACCGGUGCUGUGAUCCACAAAGCAGACACACAGAUGCUUCAUUACUCACCUGAAGUAUAUGAAGCUGUGCUGGGUGGAGCCAGUUCUUCUUUUCCAUGUAAAGGAUAACUCAAAAUAAGACGGCCUAAAAUAUGAAACAAAUGGACAGGGAGGAGACAAUGACAAUACUUCCUCCCCAAGUUCAUUAUUUUUGUGUAAAAAGGUGGUUCAACUGUUGAUUAGAUCCUUGUGUGAGCUGUCUGGUUACACAGUUUUACCAGUCAACCAAUCAGAAACUAGUAUUUUCACUAACUACGGCAUUAAUCAUUUUUAGCUCCUGUUUUUGAAAGAUUAGGUCAACAGUUCGGGGAAUAUGGCCAUUUGCUUUCUCCUCUUGUCUGUGUGUUUAGUUCGGAGAGUCAGGAUGUGGUUAGCUUAGCUUAGCACAAAGACGGGCCUGAUCUAACACAAGCCUGUCAAGGGGCUUUUGUUGACAUUUGGCAACCAAUCAACAGCACAUCACAAAGAAAUAGUUCCACCAUGUAUCUCACCUAAAAUCACACACUGUUUUUGCAUUUCUAUUUGUGUACGGAUUUAACAAACAAGAAACCAAGUGUUUAUCUGUGAGUUUUAGAGGUGGUAGUAGGUGUAGUUUCUAACUUUUGACAAAAGCAGGUAGGGUUGAAAUGGUGUACAACUUUCAGGUAUACCCUAAUAUUAAAAUGUACAUUUGCUCAUCUAAGAUAUUUUUAAAAAAUCUCAUCUUUAUUCUUAUUUUCAAAAAGAAGUCUUUUUACAAGUAUCUCCAUUAAAAAAUGGUUUCAAGUUGCAAAUAUGGUAAUAAAAUGUACCAUAUACCAUAAAAUACAAAUUUUACCAUACCAUUAAACUGCAAUGUUUUUUGAGACAGUUAUCGUACUGAGAAAAUCUCAUACUGUUGCAACCCAGGAGCCAGGCUAGCUGUUUCCCCCUACUUCCAGUCUUUAUGGUAGGCUAGGCUAACUAUGUCCUGACUUGAGAGUUAUAGCCUGCUUUCUAGCAUAUUUUCCAAAAAUGUUGAACUUUUCCUUUAUAUAGCCGAAGUAGCUUUGCAUAAAAACCAAAUCUGACAUGAAUAGUUUACAAACUCAUGAUUUGUGCUGAAUGAUACAGCCAAAUUCUGGUCCAAAUGCAGGUGCUGGCUCUGGCCCAAAGCUGGUCAGACUUUGUAACGUGUGGACCUUAUUCCCUCAAACCCAAAUCCAGGCCAAAACUGGCGGCCAUAUCUAAGUUAGAGCCAUCUGACAUUUGGAAAUACAGUGCCACAUUACAGCCAAGUGUGCCGACACUCAGUUCAGAUCUUUAAAAAAGUUGUUUGGUAAAUCAGGACUGUAUGAAAGUUAUUAGGGGCAGCUCUUUUGGCUAAAAGGUUGUCUUUUAGAUGUUUUUAGGAAAGCCUUUACUCAUUUUCUUACAGCAUAUUUAUAAUUUAUUUAAGCGAGAUUUAUUGUUGUAUAUUGUAUUCUAAUUUUCCCCCUAAAGUGCCAAUUUGUGACUAUUGUGAAAAUGUCAAGGUUUGAAAUAGAGUAAAAGAUCAUAAAUUAUUUUCUUUGUACUGUAUUUUUUGCUUUGAAACCAAUUGUAGCAACACAGUCCUGUUACAGUAUAUCAUUUUGAGACUCUGAGGGGAGGGUGUUGCUUUUUUAAAAAGGAAAACAUAACCUUUACGCCCGCUCACCAAUCUAAUAACUUUCACACAGUCCCUAAAAGAAGAACUCCCUCAGUGCAGUUGUGUAUAUUUUGGGUGAGUAUUAAAGCUGUUUUUGGCCUCAGUCAGUGGAGCUCAGACAUGUACUGUACACACACAUUCACAGGUGAACUUGGAGGGCAAACUGCAAAACUAAAUUUGUGAUUGUAAUUUCCGUCCUGUGUCCAAUCUUGGCUUAUUUUAUUCUUUUUUUUCUCUCUCUCUCUCUCUAUUUUUCAUGGUAUUUUUUUGUCCUUGAGCUCUUUUAAAUUGAUGUCAUGAUGAUUCAAACGCCAUGCCGGGAUAUCAGAGCUCAAAAGUUACCUGUCAGCUGCCGACAUUCUCCGAUAUCCCUACAUGUUGACCCAUUACUCGACAUAAGUGCUGAUAUUGUCAAUUCUUUGUGUAAUUGCUUUACAGUCCAACAAAAAGGAGCCAAUUGUAAAUCAACUCCUGCACUUUUUUUUUAUUUAGUCAUUCUUUUAUUUAAGAUCAGUGCCUGUAUUUUUUGUUUUUUAUUUUUGUAAUUUUUGGCAUAGAAAUGGUUUAGAAAAUAAGCCAGCAGCAUCCAAGUCAAAGAAAUUGUUUAUGAAAUUGAGAAAAAUGCACAGGAAUGUUGUUGUAAAAUGUGUGCGUGUGUGUGUGAGCGUGUGUGUGUGUGUGCGUGCGUGCAUGUGCGUGUGUGACGAUAAAGAGUGAUUCCUGUUGUAUGUUUCAUCAUUUUGUUUGCUGUUUUAUUUUUUUUCUGCUCCUCCCUCUGAUUUGUACCAGCAGUGCUCAGCUCAUCCGUAGGACAGAGACAACAGAUGGAUUAUUAUUCUAAUGAUUCUAUUGUUAUCAUUAUUAUUGAUAUUGACGUGUGGGGUGACUGUAGGAGGGGACCGGCCCUCUGAUGUUCAAUAUAUAGACACACGUUUUGAAUAAAAAAAAACAAAAAAAACAGUCAAUGUACCAAAAAGUCUGCUGCUGGUGAACUUUUCAUUUAUCUGAUCUUUAACCUUUUCUUGAAACAGCCACACAGGUGUGUUCAGGUGAUCAGAUGUAGAGGUGGGCAGGGCUGAUGUCACAAAACUUCAUCUACUUAAAAGCAUCUACUGAUUUAAAUGUUUUAUACAGUUUAUUCGUGUGUUUAUUUUUCAUCAUGUCUUAAUUUGAUGUUGGACAUGCGGCUCCACAGUCUUUUUACAGAUAUGUACAUGCUACUGGGACCAGAUAUUUAUUAAUUGUUUUAUUUAUUUAAUUUAUAAAUCAUGCUUUUUGGUCAAAUUCAAUGAGUUCUUUGGUGGGAGUGUUGUCAUCUGUCUUCUUUUUCUGAGUCGUGAAAAGAAUUUUUCAUGCAUUGGUCAGUUUGCUUCUUUCAGACUAGUGGAACAAAACUUCCAAAAUACACAUAGGUUUUUAUUUUAGUGAAGAUUAAUUCAUUUAUUCAUAUUCUGUAACUGCCUGCAUAACUGCUGUUGGGGGUCGCAGGAGGGGCUAGAGCUUAUCUCAGCUGACACUGGGCACCUAUGGCCAAUUUAGUAGUGAUGGCCAAAUGAAGCCUC